UGCGCAUGCGCACAGGAGGCGAUGACGCUUCCUCUUCAGUCUCAAUGGGGUUUUUGAACCCACCGAACUAGUAGGAGUGUAAAAUAGACAUGAAUUACUAGUAUUUUGUGUUUCUGAUUAAAACGUCUUUCUCGUAUAUUUUGACUACACUGGACACUCUUGAGAAGCUGAGAAAAUGACUUAUACAAACAACAGAGAACAUUCACCACAAUGCGUUUCAUGCUGUUGUUUAGCCGGCAGGGGAAGCUGCGGCUGCAGAAAUGGUAUACAGCUACAGCUGAGCGUGACAAGAAAAAAAUGGUGCGAGAACUCAUGCAGGUGGUGCUGGCUCGGAAGCCCAAAAUGUGUAGCUUCCUGGAGUGGAGAGACCUAAAGAUAGUCUACAAGAGAUAUGCCAGUCUCUAUUUCUGCUGUGCAGUUGAAGAGCAGGACAAUGAGCUGAUUACCCUAGAGGUCAUCCAUCGUUUUGUGGAGCUGCUGGAUAAGUACUUUGGCAGUGUGUGUGAGCUUGACAUCAUUUUUAAUUUUGAGAAGGCUUACUUUAUCUUGGAUGAAUUUCUGAUGGGGGGAGAAAUCCAGGACACUUCAAAAAAAAGUGUGCUCAAGGCUAUUGAACAGGCUGAUCUGUUGCAAGAGGAGGAUGAGUCUCCAAGGAGUGUACUGGAGGAGAUGGGUCUGGCAUAGAAGCCUCUCAGUUUUAGAAGGGACUGUUUUAGAUAUUACUACUGCAUCUGGCAAGGGAAUGGACUUUAUUAGAAUAUGUUUGGGGAGGGAGGGUCAAGGAUGGCAUGAAAAAAGGACACAGGAUAGAGGGAUGGUUUGAAAGUGUGUGUAUACACUUCUUUUUUCUUUUUUUUUUAAAUACUACUGAGUUCUGCAUGUGAUUGUACUUUUUUCAGCCCAAUUUGUAUUCAUAAUGUUAAAAUAGCUGUGUCUUAUGCGGGGAUCAAACUACACAAAUUCAGCCUGAUUUGAACAUGAUUUUGUUGUUUCUGACAAAUUUCCAGUGUCAGGCCCAAAUAUGAAAGUUGGAAACAACGAAUAGGCCUUGUAGUGUCGCAUAAUCAAAGAACAGUGAUGAGGUGUCCGGGAUGCCCCAUGACACCCUUCCAAAAAGUUUAGCAUGUCAGAAUUUUUCGUAUUUUCUCACCUAGUUUGACAACUCCCGUGGCAUGAUCCUUGAUAUUCCUUCUGUAGCCAUGAUUGGCUAUUUCGUGACCUUCCUCUCUGAUGACAUGCAAGGACAUCAAUGAUUGGUUGAGGUGUAACUUGUCGUGUUGCCAGUCUCCUGACCAAGACACAGCAAGAAUUUAUGGCACUAUAAUUGCCUAAUUGGCCAUGGUGACUAUCAUGAAAGACAAAAAUAUUGUGUAGCCUGAUCCUGGCAUUAUCAGGACUCUCUGAAGACACACUAUACAGAUUAUAGUGUGGAAUGCAGAUUAGACACUUGAACUUGAUACACAGCCAUUUAUUUGUAAUGAACUGAAAGUGAAUCAAGCCUUACUAUGUUAACAAAAGGAGACAAUAUGCUUUUAGUCUAUAAGGAGCAGUUAUUUAUUUCUGCAAUCUCAAAUUAAUAUAUUCAGAAAUACUUAGAUUGUAUUUUUUGCUGCUCAGGAAAGAUUGGCUGUAACCAUUCAUGCAUGUCUAUUUUUAAAUGUGAUGCAAGAUUUAAAGUAGAUAUCAGACCUGAACUGCUUGCUUUGCAGUAUAGGGACCACACAGUAAAUCUGUGUAUGUGUGUGAAUGUGUGUUUAAAAAAAAAAUUUAAAUAAAAAAGUGUGUGUUUAUAAUGAGUAUAUAGGAAGUAUAUCUGUGCUCUUCACUUGCACAGGCUACCAUUAAAACAGUUUUCCAUGAGCAAGAUUUAAAAAUAAACUGAUGUGACAUUGGAAAUAGAAGAGAAAUAUUGAAUAGGUCUUUGAGUCAGUAGAAUAUUGAAUAGACUGCUGCAUAUGGUCUGUUCAUUCACUUCUAGUUCUAUGAACCACAUCUGCAAAGUCUUUGAAUGUUUAGUUUAAUGGAAGAGGGAAAAAUUGUACCUAACCUCGUUCCUGUUUUGUCCUGUUUCUACUUCCUGCUUUCCAAAGAGAUGUCUGACUGUAAAUGCAUAGUAUUGGAAUAAAAAGGGAAUAUUAUUUGAAUAACUCCUUUAAAAAUUGAGGGCUUUGGCAUAAUUUGUAACAUAGUGAGGAUAAAAAUUUAAAAGCAAAGUUUUUUUAAUGUAUUGUCAAAUAAAAAAAGAAUGUUUUGA
Molecule: messenger RNA, 2254 nt
Organism: Neoarius graeffei (lesser salmon catfish)
Lineage: Eukaryota; Metazoa; Chordata; Actinopteri; Siluriformes; Ariidae
Gene: ap1s1
Product: adaptor related protein complex 1 subunit sigma 1
Exons: 6
Coding region: 211-684 (157 amino acids)
Biological process (GO): intracellular protein transport; vesicle-mediated transport
Cellular component (GO): AP-1 adaptor complex; membrane coat; intracellular membrane-bounded organelle
Molecular function (GO): clathrin-cargo adaptor activity
Source: RefSeq, a predicted model, not a curated record